CCAGUCUGUAGUCGACACUGUACAGCCGCAGACCGUAGUCCCCAGCUGUGGUAUCAUAUAUUUUGAAACACAAUAUCACUUCAGAGAUUGUGUAGUACACCACUACUAAACAAUUCAUAGUAUAAUAAUUAUACAAUUUUCAGGAAGUUCGUUCUACACAGUAACUGCACGGUGUAGUAGAAAGUGUGCCAAGGAUUUGCUUUUAUAAUGGUUUUAAAAUUGUAUGCGGUAUCCGAUGGUCCUCCGUCUUUGUCAGUAAGACAAGCCCUUAAAGUACUGGACAUUCCUUUCGAUCUGACCAAUGUUGAUUACGGUGCCGGAGAACAUAUGACACCGGAAUAUGCUAUGAUGAAUCCACAAAAAGAAAUACCAGUGCUGGAGGACGAUGGGUUUUAUCUUGCAGAAAGUAACGCAAUCCUGCAAUAUCUAUGUGACAAAUACAGGCCACAAUCUGAGCUAUUAUACCCUCAAGAACCAAGAGCGAGGGCAAUAGUAAAUCACCGCCUGUGCUUCAAUUUAUCAACAUACUACGCUAACAUAUCUGCAUACACGAUGGCUCCCAUCUUCUAUGACUACCAAAGGACUGAAUUAGGUUUAAAGAAAGUUCACAUAGCUCUGGAUGUUCUGGAAACAUAUUUACAAAAACUGGGUGCGAGAUAUGUAGCGGGUGAUAACCUCACAAUAGCAGACUUCCAAUUGUUCAACUCAACAAUGACUCUGGAGGCAAUUGAUUUUGACUUCUGGCAGUAUAAAAAGAUUUACGAAUGGUACUCUAACUUCAAAAAAGACAAUCCAGACCUUUGGAAAAUCUCAGAAGACGCCAUGAAAGAGAUAAAACAUUUCAUUGCCAACCCACCAGAUUUGACUCAUCUCAACCACCCGAUCCAUCCAGCGCGAAAAAUUAAAAAAAAAUUGAACAAUAGUUAUCAUUUGUUUGUUAUGAAUAAAUUAACCGGAACCUGAAACACAUUUCUUCAUGUAUCCCAAACAAGCGUUGGUGCAGCAAUCAUUGUGGUUUACGCACUGAAAAUAUUAUAAUAAGGUUAAUAAAAUAGACAUACUGAUAAUUAAAUAGACUUCAGACUAAUUGUUAUGCACUACGUCUUAUAUUGAUAUAUCACAGCCUUACUCAAAAUGUAAUAAAAAAUAAUCAAGAAAAAUAUGGGCCCACAAAUGUAAAACAUGGCAUGACAAUUAUGAUCAGCUAAUCACCAUCGCUUAUCACCAUGCUAUGGAGCAUCAAAAAAGGUUAAUUGACAGAUCCGCAGGGCAUUUGCCGCUCUUAAUAUACCAGUUAUUUUAAACGUCGCGAUGGUAAACGCGAUGAUGGCAUGGCCAAGGACACGGGCGCGGUUGCGACGUGGUGUGCGACGCGACCUGCGUCAACACUCUGGCUCCUUCUAAUGCCCAGGUUACAUCAAAUGGUGUGAGGCUACUGUUUCGACUGAAGAAAACAGCAAACCUCUCAAAUUUCGAUUUCAGUAAAUCUUUUUCAUUUCCGGAAUCAAGAGGCGCGGUCAACGAAUCAGCCUAUAGCCAUCCAAAGAAGAAAUGCUGCCAGUAUUAAUGGUAUAAUUCCUAGUAAUCGUUUUAAGACCAGUUCUAAAGCCUAUAAAUAAACAUGUCAAAUAACCAAG
Messenger RNA from Leptidea sinapis, 1637 nucleotides. RefSeq names its product glutathione S-transferase 1-1 (gene gfzf). The record is from RefSeq and is a predicted model, not a curated record. The transcript is spliced from 5 exons. The coding region runs from base 208 to 963 and encodes 251 amino acids. Gene Ontology annotation, molecular function: glutathione transferase activity. Gene Ontology annotation, biological process: glutathione metabolic process. NCBI's taxonomy places the organism in Eukaryota, Metazoa, Arthropoda, Insecta, Lepidoptera, Pieridae.